AUGAAUUGUUUCAAGCUUCCCAUUGGUUUGUGCAACGAGAUUGAGGGGCUAAUUAGGAAGUUUUGGUGGGGUCAAAAGGGAGAUAAGAGGAAAAUACAUUGGGUAAGAUGGGAGGAGCUUUGUAAACCUAAGAGUGAGGGUGGGAUGGGCUUCAAGGACCUUGCAUUAUUUAAUGACGCUCUCUUAGCAAAACAAGCUUGGAGAUUACUCCAUAACACUAAUUCCCUCUUCUAUAAGGUUUUCAAAUCGAAGUUUUUUCCAAAUUGUUCCAUCAUGGAGGCAACGGAGUGUCAUUCGGGUUCAUACGCAUGGAGGAGUAUUUUAGUAGGUAGAGUGGUGCUUAAAGAGGGCAUGAGAUGGAGGGUGGGCUCGGGUGCAAAGAUUAAGGCAUGGUCUGACCCCUGGCUGCCUUCAGAAUUCCUUCCAUAUGUCACUUCCCCACCAGCCAGGGGCUUUGAAGACGUCACAGUGUCAAGCCUUAUCAACCAGGAUCCAGUUUCUUGGAACAUGCCCUUGCUACAUGAUCUUUUCCACUCAAGAGAUAUCUCUUUGAUUAAGUCUAUUCCACUGAGCAACAUUGCAGUAGAAGACAAGCUCUUUUGGCCCUUUACUCCCUCGGGCCUGUACUCUGUUAAGUCGGGGUACCAUUUUCUUUGCAAAGCCCAAAGCCUAGAUGACCACUCUUAUCAACUAGAUUCGGAUGGUAUAUGGAAGAAGGUGUGGGGGUUAGCAGUGCAGCUGUGA
This is a messenger RNA of Quercus lobata, 744 nucleotides long. RefSeq lists its product as uncharacterized. The transcript has a single exon. Bases 1 to 744 code for a protein of 247 amino acids. NCBI's taxonomy places the organism in Eukaryota, Viridiplantae, Streptophyta, Magnoliopsida, Fagales, Fagaceae. The record is from RefSeq and is a predicted model, not a curated record.